This is a messenger RNA of Acanthocheilonema viteae, 3309 nucleotides long. The record is from the annotation of a GenBank genome assembly. Lineage: Eukaryota; Metazoa; Nematoda; Chromadorea; Rhabditida; Onchocercidae.
AUGUCUACCACUGUUGUUGCCGCUGAUUCAAAUCAGUUAAAUUUCAAUCCAUCAUGGAUGCGUCCCGUUUCUAUGCCGAUAUCGGCUGGAGGUGGAAAUAGUAGCGGUACUCGUACGGAACCACUCUUUGUUGCUGAAAAUCCUGCAAUCGAUUAUCCUAUAGCGGAUCCAAUUUUCGUAAAAAAUCGUUAUGGUCGUGAGGAUCUGCUCGCUCUUCUUUUCAAAGAUGUGCAUCCCCCAGAUGGCCUUGAUAAAUGUCACUUUUAUGUGCCUGCUGCUCAGAAGCCAAUUGUAUUAACGCCGCUUUCUGAUACCGAAACGCGGCUGCAGCACAACAUAAAUUCGAGCAAAGCGAUGAGUUUACUGAGCCAUGCUGAUCGAGCAACGAUUGCUUCUGGUGGCAUGAUUGGUGGCCCGAAUAUUUCACUGCCAUUGAGGAUGGGCCAAGAAAACCGUUUGUUUUCACCAUCGUGGAUAUCUACAUCUGGUGGUGGGAAUAGUGGUUUUGGAAGGGGAAGCUUACAGUUCGGCCGUGCCACCUUCGGAGGUUCAUAUCGUGGACGUGGUAUGAUGCAAACAAGUUCUACCAAUCCAUCCGAACCAGCAGGAAUUGGACGAUUUAAUGCUAGUCGAAAUAAUCGCACCGGUAUAGCUGGUUUUGGCCGAGGAAAUACUACCACGCAACCAUUUAAUGCACGAGCCCAAGGCCUGUACGAUCCGCGAGAUCCACGUGAUCGUCCAAGACAACGCCUUCGUAGCACAUCUGAUGACACAUCAAAUCCAUCAUUUGGUAGUACUGCUGACGAUUCUCCUGCACCCCUGAAUAGUGGUUGGACCCAAGUAGGACGAGCUGCAGCACCAUGGAGUAAAAGAAUGCAUGUCAAUAUGAAUGUAAUGCAACAACCAGCGGCAAGUGUCGAAUUUACUAAUCAGUCACAACUACCCGAAUGGAUGAGUGAGGAUCAAGAGAGAGGAAAUAGUUCAAAUAUGGAUGAAACUGGUUCAUUUGACGACAGCGGUCAGUUUCAAGCAGCAGCAAUCGCUGAACGAAUGGCAACGUCUUUGGAUUUGAUAGAAAGCCCUACAUCAAACAUACCAGUGGAUAUUCCGGAAAGACAGACGUCGCAUCAGGAAGACGAAAAGCCAGCUUUAGCAUCAUCUGUACCUGUCACUGUUCCUAAUGCUUGGUCUAUGUUAUCCAAUAGUUUGGAGCAAUCACAGUCAAAUAGAAUUACAAAGCAGUUUGUUGAGAAACCUGAUGGUGCCAUUAGUUUAGCAUCUGGACAGUCCACACCCGUAACUGUAUCGACUGCUGCUGUAAAUAGUCCCUUCCAGCAAAAUUACACAGAUGAUGUGACCUUACUUGGUCAUCCUGCUUCAAUGAGCCUAACUCCGAGAACUGAUUAUGUCGAUGAAUGGUACUAUGUGGAUCCGAAAAAUGCCGUGCAAGGUCCUUUUCCAACAAUUCAUAUGCAGGCUUGGUAUAAAUUGGGAUAUUUCACAUCAGAGUUACGUGUGAGACAUGGGCAAAAUCCAGAUAGCAGUUUCAUGACUUUGGGUGAGUUGAUAACAAUGAAUAGUGAGGAGACACCGUUUAAAUUGAAACCUUUUCAACCAUCAGUAAUGCAGUUACCUUUACAGCAGACUGAGGAAGUAAGCAGAAACAUAUGGAGUCGAGAUUAUAAUGUAUCGCUUAUUGAAGCUGCAAAAGUUAAGAAAGAACGACAGAAAUUGGAAGAAGAGCAGCGUCGGAUGGCAGAGCAAGAAAAACAGUUGAAACAAAUGCGAGAAGCUUUGUUGAAAGAGGAAGAAGAAAGAAUUGAACGAGAACGAUUAAUUAUGGAAAAAGAAAUACAACUUCAGAGAGCACAAGAAGAAUUAGCACAAUUAGCAGCGGAAGAAAAAGAGCGAGCAGCGGCACGAGAGCGUGAAAUAGAAGCUGAAAAGAAACGAUUGGCUGAAGAGAUGGAAAGGACGAAAAAGGAAGAAGUGGAAAGAGCAUUAGCGGAAACAAGACGAAAAGAGGAAGAAAGAGAACAGCAGCGACUAAAAGAUGAAGCAGAAAGACAUAUGAAAAAAGCAAAGGAGUUGAAAAGAAUACAAGAAGAAGCUGAAGAAGCAACUCGAAAAGCAGUCGCUGAACAAAAGCGAUUACAGCAACAAAUGUCGGCAAGUGCGGCAGCAGCUGUAUGUGAAAAAGAAAAUUUGCAUUAUAAGCUACCAGUAGAAUCAAGAAAAGGGAAUACUUCAAAAGAAUUCAUUGUUACUGAAGAAUUCGCGCCACCUUUACGGGGAAAAGGACCAGAAAAUACAUCCGCUAAUUGGCAAUAUUCCUGGCAAGCAACAUAUCAGAGUGGUGAAGAAAAAGUGACUACAGCGAGAACCGCUCCAUGGGUUACUGUAACAAAUAAGGAAACGACUGAUCGAAGCGAGCCAAGUUUGUUGGACAUACAGCAAGAGGAAGAGCGACAAAUGAUUGCGGAAAUGAAACAUAAACAGCAGCAACAAAUAAAUGGUGCAACAAUAUGGAAAGAUGCUAGUGAAGCGGCUCGUGCAGGAGUUUGGAGUUCUGCCACAAAUAAACUGAAAUGGAGGCAGGAUUCUCAGUCAGUGCCUGAUACAACGGUUAUACCUUCACGACAAGUUGCAUGGGGUGGCGCCAGAGGCAUGAAUGAUAUAACCGCCACAAAAGCAAUCUGGGAUGAUCCGUCGCUUUCAGAUAGUGGUAAAACUAAAACUUGCAGAAAUUUACAAAGUGCAAACAAAUCCGAACGAGGAAGUGCGGAACACGAAGCAGUAAAGAAAAUUUUCAAGCAGUCCGUUACAAGUAGUGGUAAUGCUCUCACUAGUUGGAUGAUAAAUCGAGUGAAACAGUUAAACCAACAAGUGGAUGCCGAUGUGUUCGCCGCAUUUAUUGAGGGCGUCGAUAAUCCUAAUGAAGUGGAAGACUACAUAAUUGGUUAUUUGGGUGAGAGUCGUUUAGUUAAGGAACUGAUACGAGAAUUUCUAGAAAGGCGUUCGCAAGCGCGUCAGAAGAGAGAACCUGUUGAUAAGGAUGAUUUAACUCAUCCUGCGCAAGCAGCGGAUGCAGUAAGUACCAUUGCGGCGAACAAUAAAUCCGACAGUUCUACCUCGCAACAAUUAUUAACGGGUGGUGGAAAGCGCAAGAAAAAGGGUAAUAAAGGGAAUAAACUGGUUGUUGAUGGUGCCUGUUUGGGUUUUAAAGGAACAGUUGAUCCGAAUCGUGUUAAUGUCGGUGAAAUUGAUACUGUUGGUGGUAGUGCAGUAAUUGGUUACACGCAUAAAUGA